This is a messenger RNA of Notolabrus celidotus (New Zealand spotty), 443 nucleotides long. RefSeq names its product mitochondrial contact site and cristae organizing system subunit 10 (gene micos10). The record is from RefSeq and is a predicted model, not a curated record. Lineage: Eukaryota; Metazoa; Chordata; Actinopteri; Labriformes; Labridae. Bases 60 to 290 code for a protein of 76 amino acids. The transcript is spliced from 4 exons. Gene Ontology annotation, cellular component: mitochondrion; mitochondrial inner membrane; MICOS complex.
UUUACGUGACUUUAUGUGUCUCUCGCGAGAUAUUGCGCGACUUCCUGGCUGUUGGAAACAUGGCGGAGGAGCAGGGACGGAAAUGGGAUCGCUGUAUGGCUGAUACAGUCGUGAAAGCAGCAACUGGCCUUGGUGUGGGCGUCGUGUUUUCCGUCCUUCUCUUUAAACGUCGCACAUGGCCUGUGGCAUUUGGUUCAGGCUUGGGACUGGGCAUGGGAUUUGCCAACUGUCAGCAUGACCUCAGAUCUCCAUAUCUCAUACAUGGCCACAUGGCUAAGGACCAGCAGUGAAGGAAUUAAAAAGAAGAAGAUUUUAUCGUCUCUUUUCCUGCAUUGUUUUGCUGCUCAUUUCUGUCCUGGCGCUUAAGUCCAACCAUUGCCCAUGUUGUGUUUGUAAAAGGGCAGUUGAUGUAUAUUUAAUAAAACGACUCUGGAAAAACUCUC